Effrenium voratum is the source of this 3032-nucleotide messenger RNA. Lineage: Eukaryota; Dinophyceae; Suessiales; Symbiodiniaceae. The record is from the annotation of a GenBank genome assembly.
GCCUGGACUCCAAUUGUUGCCAUGCUGCCAUGGGCGGGUCUUUAGCUUCGCACGCAGCGCUUUGGUGGAGCCUCGCGAAGUCGCCUGUGCUGGGCUGCAAGCUGCCUUCGGCAGAGGCAAAGGCUCUGAAAGCGGUGCUGGACGGUUUGGGCGUGGAAGACGAGGCUGACCAGUGCGACGUGCGAGGGGUGACCUGCGAAGAGGACACGAGCAGCCCGGGUCACUGCCGCGUGGUGAAGCUGAGCUUCCGAGACUCCGCGCUGAGCGGCACGCUGCACGAGGCCGUCGGCCACUUCCAGCGGCUUCGGGAGCUGAACCUGCGGUGGUGCAAGGUGAGCGGUGGCCUCCCGGAGACUUUGGGCCAGCUGGAGGCGCUGGACAAGCUGACUUUGCCCUACAACCAGUUCACUGGGCCUCUGCCGCGGUCUUUGAACAAGCUGCGGAACCUGAAGCAGCUGGACAUGGGGUACAACCAGCUGACUGGGCGGAUCCCCAGGUCUUGGGGCGAGCUGACUGCGCUGAAGCAGCUGCACCUGGGGGGGAACCAGCUGGAGGGCCCUGUGCCACAGAGCCUGGGGCGCCUGGAGAACUUGGAGCUGCUGAGGCUGCAUGACAACCUCCUCUCCGGCGGCAUCCCUGAGACUUUUGCGCAGCUGCAAGAGCUGCGGCGAAUGGACUUGGCCUGCAACCGCUUGGAGGGGGAGCUGCCGGCCGCAUUGGUGGGCCGGCUCCAGAAACUCAGGGAGCUGAACCUUGAUGGCAACAGGCUGAACGGGAGCCUGCCCGAACUCGGCAGCACCGAACUGCGAGAGCUCCACCUGGGCAGCAACCACCUCGUUGGGCCCUUGCCGAGCCGCUGGUAUUUGCCCAGACUGCACACGCUGAAUCUGGAGAACAAUGGGCUGUCCGGACCUUUGCCGGACUUACACCAGCAGAUACCCAUACUGGCGGAACUGAGAUUGGGGGGGAACCGCCUGAGCGGGCAGAUCCCGAAGUCUUUUGGCAAGCUCAAGUGGAUGCAGACGCUGGACCUGUCCAGGAACCAUUUUACCGGCCACGUACCCAUGUCCUGCCAGUCCCUACACAUGCUCACGCAGGCCUAUUUCUAUGGCAACAAGGACAUGAAGCCGGAGAUGACCCAGGUGCGGAACUGCGCGCCCUUUGACGUGGACUGUUGCAAGAUCUUCGUUUACUUGGACACCGAGGAAGUGUUCACUUGCCUCCUGGCGGCCCUGGCCACUGCACUGGGCGUUUGGUGCCUCACGGUGAUGUCCAGAGCCCGGGCUUCGCGGAACGGCGGUCUCCGUGCCUCCGAGGUGCCCUUGGGCGCCCUGGAAAUCGCGGCCAAGGCUUUGUACCCCACGAGUUGGUGGCAAACUCUGUACCUGAUCCUGGCCAUCGACGCCCAUUUGUUCGUGCCGCUGUGCCUGGCCUGGUGCUUGAACCCUCGGGUGGUCUUUGCGAGCAUGCUGCUGCUGAAGGUGCUGGCCAACGUGCCCGGCUGCAACUGGAAGCUCCAUCCCUUGAGCCUCUUCUUUCCCGUUGGGCUGAGCGCUCGCCGGCGCCCUUGGAGCACCGUUUUGGCCGAGCUCGUCGGAGGCGCUGUGCCCUUGGGACUGGCGCUCGCUGGAGAUUGGCUGCAAGCCCGUGCAGUCUUCAGGAACAAGCACGUCGUGAUCGUGGAUCCCAUACGAGGAAAUACGAUCAUGGUGCUUACCCACUUCUUGCCGCUGGUUUUCUUGCUCUCCAAGCUAUACGCGCUGGUCUUUUGCGGUCGUCUUUUGCGCUGCCUUUGCUGGGGUGCGGGGCGGGUCCCACAAUCCAACUUGCAUGCCAGGAAGCUGGCCCUUGCAUUGAAGGCUGUUGCAGGGUCCGACCAAGAAGUGAUCACAGCAGAGGUGCGUUUCGAGCAAAGUCGAAACUCGCGUGAGAUCGAGAUGAUCGAGAAGCCUUCUGCUCGAAGCACUGUCGAGACUGUCCGGGCUGAGAACUUGGGGUGGGGGCGGCUACGAAUCCAGUCAGCUGACUUGGGUGAGGCCUACGUGCAGAUGCUGACUCCCCACAGGAUCUUUAUGGACAUUUGUGUGAUUUCCGUUACCAGCCUCACGGACCUGCUGGCGGCAAAGGACUUCCUGCAGAACCACUACGUCUUCUUUGCCUUCUUCACUUUGGCCGGGUCCUGGUGCUCCAUGCUGACGGAGCUGUCCACAUGGAGGAAUCUCGUUCAGGAGCUGCGCCUGAGCGCGUGCCAGGGCUACUAUACGGACCCCAUGGUAGCGCUGCGCAACAGCGAGCGGAGCAUCGAAGGCUUCGUGGACUUAGCGCUGAAGGUCUACGGCAUGCCCUGGGGCGUGGACUCCAACCGGGACUUUGUGACCUUCGUCUUGGGAAUUCUGCGCCUCCGCAAAGGGGCGACCCGGGGGUUCCCCCCAAGGAGAUUGUUGACACAAUCGUGGUUGAAGCAUGGCCGAGCCAGAACCCAACGAGCUGACCCUGGAAAGCUGGAAAGGGUGACUGGUAGGCUUGGAGCCAAUGACGGGGGCCGAGAGUGGCUGAAGUGCAUUCGACUGGCCGCCAGACGACGAUAAGGCGCAGGAUCUCAAGCAAGAAUUUGUUGGUCUCUUGCAUGGCGACUUCACUAUUCGGCUUCAUCCUCCGUCUGAAUGUGAACCAGGGAAUCACGGACCCAAAUAUCCGAGGCAUUCAACACCAUCAUUUUGACUCACGACACAUGCGAUUGCGCUUCUCUUGGCUUAUGAGACAACCGUUCAUUGCCUCAGCUGGGAGAUCACUCUGCGGGUCGGGUGGAACAGCCCCCAUGGCAGCAAUAUCUCCUGGAAGAUGUGAGGCCUUCGGUGUGUAAUCUGGAAACGAAGUCGCAGCUUCGAUUCCUGCACGCUUGCACGCCAACUUUGCCUCACCCCCGGACGCAAUACGUGAUGAAACACUUUUUUUUUUUUCCGCGAGAAACUAGCUGAGCAUUUUUGGAGCAACCCACUCGGUUCCCUUUGGUUUUGUUUUUAGACAACAGC